UAAAAGCGUCUCGAGUACGAAUACGGUUGGGCAAAAAAAUUUGUGAACGAACGAACGUAGGGCAACUCGUGAAAUACACUCGUAAUACACUAACACUCUCACCACACUUGCUUAGAGGCGAAGUUAGUGAUCGCGAAAGGUGUGCGAGCAGCGACAAAGGAUUCAACGAUUCGGUGGAGUCAAAAGUAAAAAAAAAACUUGUGCAACGAUCGCUAAAAGGAUUCUAGCAAAGGAGUAGAAAUGGAGAUUUUGUCCGCCAGAGUGUCGUUUGUCGCGUUGGUUGUGCUCGUUGCUUGUGUGCUGUUGGUGCAAGCACGACCACAGGCGCCUGAACAACCAGAGCCGUAUGAAUAUCAAUAUGAGGUUAAGGAUCCCGAAAAAGAACUAUUCUUUAACAAAAACGAAGCAGGCGAUGCUGCUGGAAAGGUAUCUGGUCAAUACUCUGUGUGGCUGCCCGAUGGCCGCCUUAUGACCGUUGCCUACACAGUGGAGGGUGAGAAUGGCUUUGUACCUAAAGUGACGUUCGAUACAACAAACCCACUGGGUUAGAAAGCGGCUGAAACAAGCAAAUAAGAACACGCAAUAACAAAAAAAACGCAUAUCAAGGAGUACAAUCAAUCAAACAAUCAAAUGGAAAAUGUGGAAAAUGUUAAAAGACGUGGUGAUGGUAUAAAUACAACUACAAUAAAAGCAAUUAGAACUUUUUAGGAGAAAGCGAAAAAUAAAUAAGUAUUUAGUUAAUUAUUAGCUAAGUGGUAAUAUGCAAAAAAUAGCGAAAUAUUGCAUAUUUAAGAAAGCAACAACACACACACAUACAUACACAUAAUUAUAUAUGUCCAGAGCGAGAUACGCAAACAGACAUAGGUACGCAAAGGCAUAAAUACAUGUAUGUAUGGCUAAACACAUAUGGAGGACUUAAGCAUUAACAUUGAAUUAAAAGGCUUGUGUGCAGCAACAACAAUAAGAAGAAAACUACAAGUUCUUCGCCAUUAAAAUGAAAUUAUCUUUUAAAUGCGAGCAUUGUAAAUAAAUUUUGAAAUAUACAUACAUAUGUUUUUUCGCACUUAUCGACGUGCACACAUAUGUAUGCAUAUCUUUUCUCAUUCUGUCAAUUUCUACACUUUAGUUACAUGAUGUCUUCAACUAUAUUUUAUAACUUUUUUACAUAUGUUAAAUAUUAUACUACGAUUUUGAUAUUGUUAAUUUUAUAUAAUACUACAUAUGCAUAUAUAUAUUUGUAUUAAAUGUACAUCAUCUUCUUCGCUUUAUGCGCGGAAAGCGUUCAGCGUUCACUAUGUACCUUUGACAAUACAAAUCAAAAAAUAACAAUAAUUGCAAAUAUGCAAAACGAUAUUUGUUACCGUUACACAUAAGAAUGAAUGGAAAAUGGCUCAAUUAUAAAGUAAUAAAGGAUUUCAACUUAAAAGAGACCACUAAA
Messenger RNA from Bactrocera latifrons, 1438 nucleotides. RefSeq lists its product as uncharacterized. Gene Ontology annotation, cellular component: extracellular matrix. The record is from RefSeq and is a predicted model, not a curated record. Lineage: Eukaryota; Metazoa; Arthropoda; Insecta; Diptera; Tephritidae. Bases 241 to 549 code for a protein of 102 amino acids. The transcript is spliced from 3 exons.